Molecule: messenger RNA, 714 nt
Organism: Microthlaspi erraticum
Lineage: Eukaryota; Viridiplantae; Streptophyta; Magnoliopsida; Brassicales; Brassicaceae
Source: the annotation of a GenBank genome assembly
AUGAUCCAAAAUCCGCAAAGCAAACCACAAGAGUUCCUUUCCUUGGGGAUGCCUCAAUUAUCUACAUCGGAGACUAAUUGCUCGUUCGACAUCAAGUCAUCGGAAAAACCAAUGAAAGUUUCGGACUCCGAGGCUCUCUGUUCAUAUGACGAGACAUGGCCUUGUGGAAACCCUAAGAAGAGGAAGUGGAACAACACGCAAGAUUCAAUUUCUUGCGAGCCAAGCGACAAGCAGUUAACUAAAGAAGAAAGAAACAUCGCACGAAUGAGGUUUCUAUCGAGUGAAGAAAAGGCUGAGGAAGAACGAUACGGUGUUUCAACAGAGCUAACUCUCUCCAUCACUGAUCAAUGGACCAUCAAGAAGGUACUAACCACAAAAGAUCUUGGUCAGCUUAGCCGUCUUUUUCUUCAGACCAGAUCCGUUCAAGAUCACAUUAUCAAACAUCUCGACGAGGAUGACCAAGAAAAGGUCCAAGAAGGCUCGGGAGUCACGGUCAAGGUGUACGACCACGACACUAAAUCUACGCACGAGCUGCUUCUAAGGAGACUGGACAGAGACACGCCGCGAGAUUAUAUACUAAACGGAGGAUGGCGUAUGUAUUUUGUCCGGAGAAGAGGUUUGAGAAAAGGCGACAAGAUUGGACUCUUUUGGGAUCCGUUUGCUUCAAAGCUACACUUUCGUGUGCUUUAUCGGGCAGCCACACUAUUUUUGUAG